AUAUAAAAAAAAAAAAAAAAAUACGCAAAUGCCAUUCGAACCGCCCCCGCACCGCCCCGCCCUGCUUUCGCCCCCCAAUUUCGCGCCCAUUUGUGAACAACAGCAACAACAAAAGUAAUAUUUUGUUCAAACAACAGCAACAACAACAAUAAACAGCAAAAUGUUUUGGACCAUACAACGUGAUUUUUAAGCCAAAAUGCACAAAACGCCAACAACAACAACAACAAAGGCAACACCACUAACAACGAAAACAAAAAAUUCAAAAUCAAAAUCAAAAGCAACAACAGCAAGAGCUCCACAUACCACAGCGAGUGGCAUAUUAGAAGCAGCCGAAAGCAGCCAGCCAAGAGCAUUGUGUAAGCCAUAGGCACUGAGAGCCAGGCUUAAAGCCCCCAGACGCACACCACCACCACCACCACCAACAACAAGAUCACAAAGAGUGGCGAAAGGUGCACCCACCAGCAGCCGCCAAGCCAAGAAACCAACAGUAACUGCAGCCACAUUUCAGUGGGUACUCCAAGAGCUCCAAACUCCAUACUCCACAACACAUCAUACUCCAUACUCCAGACUCCAGACUACCGUCUACAGACUCCGGACUUCAGUUCCAGUUCGACGUUUCAGUUCGAGUGCCAUAGAUCCUCACCCAAGUGCCAAAAUCCGUAUCCUGAUCCCGAGCUCAAGGCACCCGUCACAUUAUGGACAGCGGCCCAAAACUGAGCUGAGAACGAAACGAAGGAAGUUCCUUAGUGCCAUAGAAUGCAGUAAUUGAAACAACGACAACAAUAACCACAAAGAACAACCAACCGGAACAGAAACUACAAAAAAACAUCAUCAGAAUCAGAAACAGAAAAGAACAACAAAGUGCCUUCCAUCAAUCCAUCGUUGAUAAGUGAUAUUUAUUAUGUUUAUACUUGCCAGAAAAAGCAAUAACAACAGCAACUGCAACAGGAACAACUACCGAUCGGGAUUCAAAUGAUCAGUCCACGACCAAGUCCUAGACCCGAUCGAAAACCUCCGACAAGUGCAAUCCCGAAUCCAGUUCAAAUUAGUCCAGUACAGUACGUAUAAUGUCCACAUCCGCCGCCACAACGAGCGUCAUAACGUCCAACGAGCUCUCGCUGUCCGCCCACGGCCACGCUCACGGUCACGGCCACGCCCACCAGCUGCAUCAGCAUCCACACAGCCGUCUAGGAGUCGGCGUAGGAGUUGGCAUCCUUAGCGACGCCUCACUGUCACCCAUCCAGCAGGGAAGCGGAGGAGGCGGAGGCGGUGGGAAUAACAACAAUACCUCACCACUGGCGCCCAACGGAGUACCACUCCUAACCACGAUGCACCGCUCCCCGGACUCACCACAGCCGGAGCUGGCCACCAUGACGAAUGUGAAUGUCCUGGACCUGCACACCGACAACUCUAAGCUCUACGACAAGGAGGCUGUCUUCAUCUACGAAACGCCCAAGGUGGUAAUGCCAUCGGACGGGGGCGGUGGGGCGGGAGGCGGUGGUGCUGGAGGUCCGCCGGACGAAGGCCAUGCCAUUGAUGCCAGGAUUGCGGCCCAACUGGGCCAAAACUCUAACCAGCAGCAACACCAAGCUGAGCACCAGCCGCUGGCCAAGAUCGAGUUCGACGAGAACCAGAUCAUCCGGGUGGUGGGGCCCAACGGCGAGCAGCAGCAGAUCAUCUCGCGGGAGAUCAUCAACGGCGAGCACCACAUCCUGUCCCGCAACGAGGCUGGCGAGCACAUCCUGACCCGCAUCGUGAGCGAUCCCUCCAAGCUGAUGCCCAACGACAAUGCGGUGGCCACCGCCAUGUACAACCAGGCCCAGAAGAUGAACAACGAUCACGGCCAGUCCGUCUACCAAACGUCCCCCUUGCCCCUGGACGCCUCUGUGCUGCACUACAGCGGUGGCAACGACUCCAAUGUGAUCAAGACCGAGGCGGACAUCUACGAGGAUCACAAGAAGGCUGCUGCGGCAGCCGCUGCCGCCGGCGGAGGAUCUAUCAUCUACACCACCACCGAUCCGAAUGGCGUCAAUGUCAAUGUCAAGCAGUUGCCCCAUCUGGCGGUGCCGCAGAAACUCGACCCCGACCUGUACCAGGCGGACAAGCACAUCGACCUGAUCUACAACGACGGCAGCAAAACGGUCAUAUACUCCACCACCGACCAGAAGGGCCUGGAGAUCUACUCCGGCGGCGACAUUGGCAGCCUCGUCUCCGACGGUCAAGUGGUGGUUCAGGCCGGACUUCCCUAUGCCACCGCCACGGGUACCGGAGGACAGCCGGUGUACAUUGUCGCCGACGGUGCCCUGCCUGCGGGGGUCGAAGAGCAUUUGCAGAGUGGAAAACUGAAUGGCCAGACCACACCUAUAGAUGUCUCGGGCCUAUCGCAAAAUGAAAUCCAAGGCUUUCUGCUCGGCUCCCACCCCUCGUCGUCGGCGACGGUCACCACCACGGGCGUUGUCUCCACCACGACGAUCUCCCAUCACCAGCAACAGCAACAGCAGCAGCAGCAGCAACACCAGCAGCAACAGCAUCCCGGUGAUAUUGUCAGCGCCGCAGGCGUGGGGAGUGCAGGCUCAAUUGUCUCCAGUGCGGUGCAACAACAGCAGCAACUAAUUAGCAUCAAACGAGAGCCCGAAGACUUGCGAAAGGAUCCGAAAAAUGGCAACAUUACCGGUGCAACGGCGGCGAACGGAGCGGGUUCGGUCAUAACGCAAAAGAUAUUGCACGUGGAUGCACCAGCACCACCGCCGUCCGCAAGUGAAGCUGAUAGGCCCAGCACACCGCACAUCACCAGCAGUAGCAGCAGCACCACCUCCGCCACCAGCACCACACCCACUGAAACGGAACCGGAAGCAGCCACCGCACUAGAGAUGUACGCAACCACGGGCGGCACACAAAUCUACCUACAGACCUCACAUCCCAGCACGGCGAGCGGAGCAGGCGGCGGUGCCGGGCCGGCAGGCGCAGCCGGGGGCGGCGGCGUCUCCCUUCAGGCGCAGAGCCCCAGCCCCGGACCGUAUAUCUCCGCCAAUGAUUACGGAAUGUAUACGGCCAGUCGCCUGCCACCCGGUCCCCCGCCCACCAGCACCACCACGUUCAUAGCGGAGCCCUCGUACUACCGGGAAUACUUUGCCUCGGAUGGACCCGGAGGCUAUGUGCCGGCCAGCACGCGAUCCAUCUACGGGGACGUGGAUGUUUCCGUCUCGCAGCCCGGCGGAGUGGUUACCUACGAGGGCCGCUUCGCCGGCAGCGUUCCCCCGCCCGCCACCACCACUGUGCUGACCAGCAGCAGCAGCCUCUCCAGCAUGCACCACCACCAGCAGCAGCAGCAACAGCAACACCACCAGCAGCAACAGCACCACCCGCAGGACGGCAAAGGCGGUGGUGGCGCCACGCCCCUCUACGCCAAAGCGAUUACGGCAGCCGGUCUGACAGUGGAUCUACCAAGUCCGGACUCGGGCAUUGGAACAGAUGCCAUAACUCCGCGGGACCAGACCAACAUCCAACAGUCCUUCGAUUAUACGGAACUGUGCCAGCCGGGCACGCUGAUCGAUGCCAAUGGCAGCAUACCCGUCAGCGUGAACAGCAUCCAGCAGAGGACGGUGGUGCACGGGAGCCAGAACAGCCCCACCACCUCCCUGGUGGACACGAGCACGAAUGGAUCCACACGCUCCCGGCCCUGGCACGACUUUGGCCGCCAGAACGAUGCUGACAAAAUACAAAUACCAAAAAUUUUCACAAAUGUGGGCUUCCGCUAUCACCUGGAAAGCCCCAUCAGCUCAUCGCAGAGGCGCGAGGAUGAUCGCAUCACCUACAUCAACAAGGGCCAGUUCUACGGAAUAACUCUGGAGUAUGUUCACGAUGCGGAUAAGCCCAUCAAGAACACCACCGUCAAGAGUGUGAUCAUGCUAAUGUUCCGCGAGGAGAAGAGCCCCGAGGACGAGAUCAAGGCCUGGCAAUUCUGGCACAGUCGUCAGCAUUCCGUGAAGCAAAGAAUCUUGGAUGCAGAUACAAAGAACUCGGUUGGCCUGGUUGGCUGCAUCGAGGAAGUGUCGCACAAUGCCAUCGCCGUCUACUGGAAUCCGCUGGAGAGCUCCGCCAAGAUCAACAUUGCGGUACAGUGCCUGAGCACGGAUUUCAGCAGUCAAAAAGGAGUCAAGGGCCUGCCGUUGCACGUACAAAUCGACACAUUCGAGGACCCCAGGGAUACGGCGGUCUUCCAUCGCGGCUACUGUCAGAUAAAGGUCUUCUGCGAUAAGGGUGCUGAGCGAAAAACACGAGACGAGGAGCGACGGGCUGCCAAGCGAAAGAUGACUGCCACUGGGCGUAAGAAACUGGACGAGCUUUAUCAUCCUGUGACGGAUCGGUCCGAGUUCUACGGCAUGCAGGACUUCGCCAAGCCGCCGGUGCUGUUCUCGCCAGCCGAGGACAUGGAGAAGGUAGGUCUGCCAUCCCAAGCGGGGGGCACUGGCAUGACAUUCAACCCACUGAGCCUGAGCAACGGCAACUCCAACUCCAACUCGCACUCGUCCUUGCAGAGCUUCUACGGGCAUGAGACUGACUCGCCGGACCUGAAGGGGGCCUCGCCUUUCCUGCUCCACGGCCAGAAGGUGGCCACGCCGACGCUUAAGUUUCACAAUCACUUUCCGCCCGACAUGCAGACCGAUAAAAAGGAUCACAUACUGGACCAGAACAUGCUAUCCAGCACUCCCCUGACCGACUUUGGUCCGCCGAUGAAGCGUGGCAGGAUGACGCCGCCCACCUCCGAGCGCGUGAUGCUGUAUGUGCGGCAGGAGAACGAGGAGGUCUACACGCCCCUGCACGUGGUGCCGCCCACCACCAUCGGCUUGUUGAAUGCGAUUGAAAACAAAUACAAAAUCUCAACAACGAGCAUAAAUAACAUAUAUCGCACAAACAAGAAGGGGAUUACUGCGAAAAUUGAUGACGAUAUGAUAUCGUUUUACUGCAAUGAGGACAUCUUCCUGCUGGAGGUGCAACAGAUCGAGGACGACCUGUACGAUGUAACGCUCACGGAGCUGCCCAACCAGUAGCACUACAUUGUGGCAGUAGCUCAAAAAAAUACACAAAAAAGGACACAAUUUUGCUAAAAGAAGUUGUUUCAAAUAAGCCAUUUUCAAUAGAGCCUAAGUCUAAUUUCGUAGUUGUUAACCGACGUGGGAGUUUCUACAGAGAUUAAAAAAAAAAAAAAAACAGAACAAUAUGGAAUGGAGAUAAAAAGCUAAUGAAAUAUCUAUAUAUAUAUAUUUGUAAAAUGAUAUAUGAUUUAAAAUUCGAUUUAGUUAUUUAGCAACAAUGAGAUUACUUAAAAUUUUUUGAUCAAAUUUUACAUUCUCGCUAUGGUCCACAUAAAAUUGUAAUAUUGUCUAAGCCCCUAAUCUUAAAUGUACUGUGUAUUUAUGUGGCUCUCUAUAUAUGUUUUGUGUUUAGAGGGCGCAACAGUGUCUGUCCAGUAGGAAUUAAGUCAACUUUCUGAUCCCCUGCUUAUGCUUAGACCUUAGGUCCAGGGCAAUUAAGAGUUACGCGCAACACCUUCUAUUAGCUGUAUCUAUCGGAAUCAUUAGCUCUAUACGGUCUAGAUAUAAUGUAAUCACUUGUAUGUUCGGCUUAAGCGUUUACUUGUUGAAUAUAAAUUGUAAAAUUAUUUUUGAAAAAAAAAACGACACAAAUUGUUUCUGUUUCCAAACUUCGUAACUCGUUACCCCGCUACCCUUUUCCCAGUCCCCACUCUGUUAUGUAUAAUUAGGAUCUCUGUACACAAAAAUGAAAACUGGUAGAACAAAAUUUGAUAAAUGAGAAAAAUUGGUUUGCAAAAUGAACUAAACAAAAAAAAACACUCUUGAAAUAAUUAUCCUUAAAUCUAGAAGUACAUUUAGCGAUAAGAACACUGCAAUAAAACAUGUUGAUAAAAAUCGUAAUUAAGUCCAAGCUAAGGCAAAAAACAUAAUCGAAACUAAACCACAAAAACAAAAAAAAAAUGAAAACCACUUUAAGAACAUUUGUGUGCAUUUGUUGUAAAACAAACAAAAAAUAUCUAAAGAACAAUAAUCAACCAAAAACGUUGAUUCAAAACUAAAAACAAUUAUAAUGAGGACUCCAAUCGUAGCACCACAAAAUAUCGCAACAUCCAUAUAAAGAUACAGAUACACAUAUAUAUAGAAGUAUAGGGAUAACGCAGCAUCGUUCGAAUGCUUUUACAAUCUUUGUUUGCCAUAAUUAACAGUUUAAUUUAAUUAACGAAAUGUUUUGUGUACAAUGUUAUUUGAAUUCAGGCAGAGACUUCGUCGAGAGAUUUGCUUGAAACAACGAAUACUCCGCAUCAAUUGCUACAAUCUUGAACAGUACGAGUUCAAUGCUCAAUAUUAUUAUUAAUUGUUUAUUAAUUGUAAAACCCCCCUUAACUCUGCUGAUAUUGCUCCAUCAAUUCUCUUCUUACCCAAUUAAUAAUGCUCUAUGUCUAUUUUUUUCACUGUUUCGUACCUUUUUUUUAUUUUUGACAUUUCCGGUGUUGUACAUCACAAUUUGUUUUUAAUUUUAGCCCUUAGAUCUAAUUGUACUACUCAAUAUUACACAAUAUUAUGAUAUGGUAUGAGAAGAGAGCACAUAUCAUAUGAUAUCAUAAAUAAAAUGAUGAUGAUGAUGAAUCGAAAAUCUUGCCGGCAUGUUAUAAAAUCUUUAUGUUUAGUUAUCGUACUUGUAACCUAUAAGUUCUAUGCUCUUUCUAUAUAUUGUAUACAAAAAAACAUAUACAUAUAUAUUUUAAAAGCCAAUAAUUUAUUUUUUGUUACUGUUGGAAACAAUUCCGCGAAAAAUAGAAAAGGAAAAACAACAAAAAAAAAAAGAACAUCGUGAAUAUCGCUACUGAGAACAAGUUACACUCCAAUAUGAAUUGUGCGAAAAGUGCAUGUCCCACUUGAGAAAUUAAUGAAGAGACAAAUAAUAUAAAACAAAUUGUACAAUAUAAUUAUAAUGAAUACACAACAUUUAAAUAAAGAACAAAAA
Molecule: messenger RNA, 7020 nt
Organism: Drosophila bipectinata
Lineage: Eukaryota; Metazoa; Arthropoda; Insecta; Diptera; Drosophilidae
Gene: grh
Product: grainy head
Biological process (GO): regulation of transcription by RNA polymerase II
Cellular component (GO): nucleus
Molecular function (GO): DNA-binding transcription activator activity, RNA polymerase II-specific; RNA polymerase II cis-regulatory region sequence-specific DNA binding
Source: RefSeq, a predicted model, not a curated record